Messenger RNA from Mesoplodon densirostris (Blainville's beaked whale), 1830 nucleotides. RefSeq names its product testis expressed 55 (gene TEX55). NCBI's taxonomy places the organism in Eukaryota, Metazoa, Chordata, Mammalia, Artiodactyla, Ziphiidae. The record is from RefSeq and is a predicted model, not a curated record. The transcript has 4 exons. The coding region runs from base 1 to 1410 and encodes 469 amino acids. Gene Ontology annotation, cellular component: nucleus.
AUGGAAGAGCCUCCAGAAGAGGCUCCGGCGGAAUCGUCGGAAAACCAAAGUACAGCCAAGUCCCCAAAUGACAGCCACACAGACAACCAGGAAGACAACAGGCAGAACCAGGAUGAAGUGGAAGCAGAUGACCAGACUGAUCACGGAGCAGCUGACCAGACUGCCCAGAUAGUGUCUGCCCUGGCUGAACCCAAUGUAGUUAAUCAAGCUGAACACAAAGCAUAUGAAUCCAUGGGAGAAAGAACAUCUGAUCAGGCUGACCUCAGAGCAUCCAACCAUGCUAAUGUUGCCGAUUGUAGAGCAUCUGAUCAGGUUAACCGAAGCAUGUCAGAACAGAUGGACAGCAAGGCAUCUAGCCAAGCUGGUGGUGUGGAGUCUGAACAGACUGACAGCCAGAUGUCUGCUCUGCCUGAACAAGGUACUUCUGAACAGACUGAACGAAGGGCUUCUGAGCAGAUUGAUCACAGAAUGUCCAGCCUGGCUGAGAGAAGAGCUUCUGAAGAGAUUGACCGUAAACCAUCUGUCCCAUCUUUACAAAGAGCCUCUGAGCAGAGUGAUCACAGAAUGUCCCGCCCGGCUGACCAAAGAGCUUCUCAACAGAUUGAAAGUAGAUUGUCCGGCCUGGUUGAGCGAAAAACUUCUGAACAGAUUGAUCAUAGAUUGUCUGACCAAGCUGACCACAGAACAUCUGUAAAGACGCACCGCAAAAUGUAUGAUCAAGCUACUAAACCAGCUGAAGACCAGGCUGCUGACCCUGACAAGGCUGGCGGUGAAUCUGACCAGGCUGAUGAUUUAGUGGAAGCAGAGGAUGAUUACACAGAAGACAACCUGUUUGACUAUGGAGAACGUAGCCGGUCUGAUGAUAGAUUAUUCCACCAGCUUGGCUACAAGGAAGACAAAGAGGCUGACUUCAGAGUACAACCCUGCAAAUUUGAGCCUGGCCAGACAGAUGGCAGCAUAUCCAAGGCUUCCCUUGAAACUGAAACGGAAAGUGUAGUUGAUCUGCAUGCAUUCAUCCCAUUUGAUCACAGAUUGACCAGUACUUUCCAAACAAAAGACGGAGCCUACUCCCAAAGAUUUCCCUCCAUCUCAUCCAAAUUGGACUAUAUCAUCAGUCAAGAAAAAACUCAACCCGUGGAAACCAAGCCUGUUGAUAUUUCAGAAUACCAGGAAAGAAGGAGUUUUCAGGCAUACAAUCAACCUUAUAAGAAGCUGUUCCCUCCUAUAGUAUAUGAAGAUCCUUAUCAAGUUUCACUGCAAUACAUGGAGAAACACCACAUUCUGCAAAUAUUCCAGAAGAUCACUGAAAACCUAGUCUAUGAAAAGCCAGAAGACCCCCUGAGUUUUAUGCUGUGCCAGGUACAGGAAAUGAUACAAAACAGAAAGAAACGUGAAACCUACGAAGAAUGAAUCUCUCCUCAACAUUGUUUAUAAACAUCAGUGUCAACACUAUGUUGUUUCCCACUCUGAAAAAUCAUUUUUGAAUGGUCAUUUGUAGUGACUCUGCCUAAAUGUGUUCUUAUUUUUUAAGUAAAAAUCUACUGAGUAGCUUCGUAAAAUUCACAUAACAGUUACAGAUACCUCUGGCUCAUCAUACAAAAACAUAGGCACAUAUACUUAUCCAUGCAUUGAUAUUUCAGUACUCAUUCCUCCAAAGUACUGAACAGAAACAUGUUCACAAAUCCCAGAGAGGAUCAAGAAAAGAAUAUUAGCAAUUUAUACGCAGUUCCCAAAAGCAUACAAACCCAUCAUGUCUCAAAACUGUUUAUAAAAUUUUCAAUUGGAAAAUGUGUGGAAAAUAAUUCGUAACGGCACUUUUUUCUCUCUUAA